AGGGCUUUUACUUGGAGCCGAGGCUUCUAAAAUUCCUAAUCCUCUUCUUAGCGUCCGCUCAAUAUUUCCUUUUCACUCCCACCGGAAAGAAAAGUUGAUUUUCUGUGUGAGUGCUAGGGUUUCGUUUCGAUCUGCUCCUUCUCCGCCAAACAAAGGUAAGGACUUGAUUAUUCAAAAGCAUUGAUCAUGUCUUCCUCAUAUCUCCCAGCAACUACUGAUUCUAUUGCUCAGGCUUUAGAAGCCAAAACCCCAUCCGAAUCCAUCUCAAUUCUCUAUCAGAUUCUUGAAAACCCGUCAUCUUCUUCAGAAGCUCUACGGAUAAAGGAGCAGGCUAUCACAAACCUUUCAGAUCUUCUUAGGCAGGAGAAUCGGGCAGAGGAUCUCCGGAACCUUCUGACCCAAUUGAGGCCUUUCUUUAAUUUGAUCCCUAAGGCAAAAACUGCAAAAAUUGUUCGUGGAAUUAUUGAUGCAGUUGCUAAAAUACCGGGAACAUGUGAUCUUCAGAUUUCCCUUUGCAAAGAAAUGGUGCAAUGGACCCGUGCGGAGAAGCGAACUUUCCUUAGGCAACGAGUGGAGGCUAGACUUGCAGCGCUUUUGAUGGAAAACAAGGAGUAUUCAGAAGCAUUAAGUCUUCUUUCAGGCUUGGUUAAGGAAGUGAGAAGGCUAGAUGAUAAGCUUCUUCUUGUGGACAUAGAUUUGUUGGAGAGUAAGCUCCACUUUUCUUUAAGGAAUCUUCCUAAAGCCAAGGCUGCACUCACGGCAGCAAGAACAGCAGCCAAUGCUAUAUAUGUGCCCCCAGCACAGCAGGGAACUAUAGAUUUGCAGAGUGGGAUCCUUCAUGCUGAAGAAAAGGACUAUAAAACUGCUUAUAGUUAUUUCUUUGAAGCAUUUGAAGCCUUUAAUGCACUUGAAGAUCCUCGAGCAGUAUUUAGCCUCAAAUACAUGUUGCUGUGCAAGAUUAUGGUGAAUCAGGCUGACGAUGUUGCUGGAGUAAUAUCAUCCAAAGCAGGACUGCAAUAUGUGGGGCCUGACCUGGAUGCCAUGAAAGCUGUUGCAGAUGCACACUCCAAGCGCUCUUUGAAGCUUUUUGAGACUGCUCUUCGUGAUUUUAGAGCCCAGCUAGAGGAAGACCCCAUCGUCCACAGGCACCUCUCAUCUCUCUAUGACACGCUGUUGGAGCAGAACCUUUGCAGGUUGAUUGAGCCUUUCUCAAGAGUGGAGAUUGCUCAUAUUGCUGAAUUGAUCGAACUGCCCGUUGAUCAUGUGGAGAGGAAAUUAUCUCAGAUGAUUCUGGACAAGAAGUUUGCAGGGACUUUGGAUCAGGGUGCUGGAUGCCUUAUCAUUUUUGAUGAUCCUAAGACAGAUGCUAUAUACCCUGCAACACUGGAAACCAUAUCGAAUAUUGGCAAGGUUGUCGAUAGCCUUUAUGUGAGAUCUGCCAAGAUAAUGGCAUGAGGCUCUAGAAGCAGGAGGUAGGUUUACAGUUACCUCCUAAGUUACCUUGGAAUGCAGGACAGAAGUCAUCCAUGCGUUUUAAGUUUUUAGCCUAGAUUGUGUUGUGAUUCCAUCAUUUUAUUAAAGAGAUCUUUUGUAUGACAUUUUGUAAUACUUUUAUGACCAAUGAUUUAUAAUACUUUUAUGACCAAUGAUGGUAUACUAUUUAUGUA
Messenger RNA from Ziziphus jujuba (common jujube), 1667 nucleotides. RefSeq names its product 26S proteasome non-ATPase regulatory subunit 11 homolog. Gene Ontology annotation, cellular component: proteasome regulatory particle, lid subcomplex. The transcript has 2 exons. The coding region runs from base 187 to 1455 and encodes 422 amino acids. Gene Ontology annotation, biological process: ubiquitin-dependent protein catabolic process. Gene Ontology annotation, molecular function: protein binding; structural molecule activity. NCBI's taxonomy places the organism in Eukaryota, Viridiplantae, Streptophyta, Magnoliopsida, Rosales, Rhamnaceae. The record is from RefSeq and is a predicted model, not a curated record.